AUGUCUAUAAAAUCUCAGAAGUCGUUGAAUGACGAGUGUUCUGAAAUAAUUGAAAAGAGUUAUUCGGUUAGAAGUGCGUCAGAAGAAAGCCUGUCAUGUGAAGACGAGGUCGAAGGUUUGGCUCGUGAGCUGAUGAGGAAGAUGACGCCAGCCGUGCUGAGCAAGCUGAGGAGGGUGUUCAGGAAGAACAAGGACAAGAACCAUUCAAGGGAUAUUGACAGAAAAGUGGAGGAGGUGAUGAAAGCGGCUGCAGCCGAGGAAGGAAUACAGUUUGCGACCUCCGCUCCCCAGCCGGAGGACACGCUCUGGCUUGACGAAAACGGAUUCGUGAGCGCAAUCGACACCAUUUUUGGUCAUCAUAAAUACAAUACGCAUGCGCACAAACUAUUUCAACUCCUCGAUGCAUUCAACACCGGCAAGAUAUGGUGGCGGCAGCUCAUCAACCGGCUCGUCAUGGUCGGAGCCAAGAAAACCAGCUCCAGGGCUGAAGUAUGGAAACCGGCUAAGGAGAAGCAAACGAGAAGAAUGGAGCACUGUAAAAGGGAAACUAUAGUGAAAUUAAUUAGCGUGGAAAGGGAAGACUCCUUCUGUUACGUAUCUGUUUCGAGGGGUGGCAGGAUUGGCGUUUACAGCGGACAUUUACAACUUAUGAACUCAUACGAGGUGUUCUAUCACAGAACAGGUGUACGGAGACGAAUUAAAAAUUGUUGGAUAACUGACGCUGUGUAUUUGAAUGAUGUCCAGAGUCUCAUCCUGUCAGCAUCAGACCGCAGCCUCAUGGUAUACGAUGCAACCACACUGACGCACACUCCAGUAUAUUGCAUCACUGGUAUACCAAAUAUACCUACGUGCCUAGCGUACACUUCUUCGUCAGCUAUGGGCGACGGUUCAGAACUGGUGUUCGGUACCGAGCGUGGUGACUUGACCAGGAUCCAGUUCCUGCAGCCAAGGGUCUCGUUGUUCUAUUGUAAAACGCCUGAAAACAUUAACUAUUACUUUUGGAUGGAGCUCCCGUCUCCUCCUCACACGCCGUACUGUAGUAUAACGACAUGGCGUCGAGUACACUCCCGUAGCGUACGACGCGUGACAUACACCAGGAAUGGUGAUAUCGUAAUGUCCUGCUCACACGACUCUAGUGUGAGCGUGAGAGCAAGACAUGUCCCAGGGAAGCUGGAUGAUUAUACCUUCAAGGUCCAAAGGGGUGUGACCUGCUUCCACGUAGUAUCAUCACUGCAUUUGCUCGUGACCGGGAGUUGUGAUGGUAUUGUGCGGUUGUGGGAGACCACACAAUCGACACCAUACUCCACCCUGGCGACACCGACAGCGGCUGCCGUGCUGGAUGUAGCCGUGGUCGCUUCAGAGGAGAUUGUUUUGGCGUACUGUAACAAUUGUACCAUCCACAUUUGGGACAUGUACGAGGAGUGUCUAUUGCAAUCCAUCAAGUUGAAAUACCCUUUCCUCGGUGUGCUCGGGAAGAAGGUUGAGUUUGGAGCAUUCUGUAUUCAUCCUGAUCCGUCAGUAUUCUAUGAAUAUGACGAUAUCUCGACUGAAUCAAAAGCUUUCUCAUAG
This is a messenger RNA of Galleria mellonella (greater wax moth), 1569 nucleotides long. RefSeq lists its product as uncharacterized. The coding region runs from base 1 to 1569 and encodes 522 amino acids. Gene Ontology annotation, molecular function: protein binding. The record is from RefSeq and is a predicted model, not a curated record. NCBI's taxonomy places the organism in Eukaryota, Metazoa, Arthropoda, Insecta, Lepidoptera, Pyralidae. The transcript has 12 exons.